Solea senegalensis (Senegalese sole) is the source of this 2164-nucleotide messenger RNA. Its product is annotated as pyruvate kinase PKM-like. Gene Ontology annotation, cellular component: cytoplasm. Gene Ontology annotation, molecular function: magnesium ion binding; pyruvate kinase activity; potassium ion binding. The transcript is spliced from 11 exons. The record is from RefSeq and is a predicted model, not a curated record. Gene Ontology annotation, biological process: glycolytic process. Bases 100 to 1692 code for a protein of 530 amino acids. NCBI's taxonomy places the organism in Eukaryota, Metazoa, Chordata, Actinopteri, Pleuronectiformes, Soleidae.
UGAGGAGUAUAUAUGGUGUGGCUGUAACAGGAGCAGUGGCGCUUUGGUCCCUGCAAAGUUCAUCCCGGAGGAAUUUUCCCCACAAACACAUAUCCAGUCAUGUCUAAGUCAAAGGAUGCAGGCUCUGCCACCAUCCACAGCCAGCAGCUGCACGCUGCCAUGGCCGACACGUUCAUCGAGCACAUGUGUCUGCUGGACAUUGACUCUGAACCGGCCGUGUCUCGCAACACUGGCAUCAUCUGCACAAUUGGACCUGCCACUCGAUCUGUGGAGAAGUCCAAGGAAAUGAUCAAGGCUGGGAUGAACAUUGCAAGAAUGAACUUCUCUCAUGGCACACAUGAAUACCACGCUGAGACCAUCAAGAACGUUCGUGAUGCAGCCGAGAGUUUUGGUCCAGGAUCUGUUGACUACAGACCAGUGGCCAUCGCUCUGGACACCAAGGGACCAGAAAUCAGGACUGGACUCAUCAAGGGAAGUGGCACUGCUGAGGUUGAGUUGAAGAAGGGCGAUACCAUCAAGCUCACACUGGACGAGCAUUACAUGGAGAAAUGCGACGAAAAAGUUCUGUGGCUCGACUACAAGAACAUCACCAAGGUUGUGCAGCCUGGCAGCCACGUGUUCGUUGAUGAUGGUCUGAUUUCUCUUAAAGUCAAAGACAUCGGCAGCGACCACCUUGUGUGUGAGAUUGAGAAUGGCGGCAUGCUGGGCAGCAAGAAGGGUGUUAACCUGCCUGGUGCCGCUGUUGACCUCCCCGCUCUGUCUGAGAAGGACAUUCAGGACCUGCAGUUCGGUUUGGAGCAGGGCGUCGACAUGGUCUUUGCCUCCUUCAUCCGUAAGGGUGCUGACGUUCACGCUGUCAGGAAAGUGCUGGGUGAGAAAGGCAAGGACAUCAAGAUCAUUAGCAAGUUGGAGAACCACGAGGGUGUGCGCAGAUUUGACGAGAUCCUGGAGGCUAGUGAUGGCAUCAUGGUCGCCCGUGGUGACCUGGGCAUUGAAAUCCCAACAGAGAAGGUCUUCAUUGCACAGAAGAUGAUGACUGGCAAAUGUAACAGGAUUGGCAAGCCAAUUGUCUGUGCCACACAGAUGCUGGAGAGCAUGACCAAGAAACCUCGCCCUACCCGCGCUGAGGCCAGUGACGUGGCCAACGCCGUGCUGGACGGCAACGACUGCAUUAUGCUGAGUGGUGAGACUGCCAAAGGACAAUACCCCCUGGAGGCUGUGCACACACAGCACAUGAUUGCCCGUGAGGCUGAGGCUGCCAUGUUCCACAGGCAGAUGUUCGAGGAGCUGCGUCGCAUCUCUCAUCUGACGCGUGACCCCACAGAGGCCGUCGCCAUAGGAGCUGUGGAGGCUUCCUUCAAGUGCUGCGCCAGUGUCAUCAUUGUGCUCACCAAGUCUGGCAGGUCUGCUCACCUGCUGUCAAAGUACAGGCCCCGCGCUCCCAUCAUCGCUGUGACCCGCAAUGGCCAGACAGCUCGCCAGGCUCACCUGUACCGCGGAAUCUACCCUGUUCUCUACACCAAACCCGCCAACGAUGUCUGGGCUGAGGACGUUGACCUGCGUGUGAACUUUGCCCUGGAAGUUGGCAAGCACCGCAAAUUCUGCAAGUCCGGUGACGUAGCCCUUGUCGUGACUGGCUGGCGCCCAGGUUCAGGUUACACCAACACCAUGAGAGUGGUGCUGGUGCCUUGAACUUCAACAAAGGACAUUAGUAAUCACUCGUAAUUGUGCCUUCCCUCUCCUAUACCCUGCCCACUCCCCUGUGUUGGAACUUUUUUUGUCUGUUGGUUUGUGUAAGCAACAGGAAGUCAAAACCAAGGCCAUUUUUUUUCAAAGGACUUUGGAUGGUGUUAGUCAUUAACACUAACACCACAAUUCCCCUCAACCAUGAUAUGUGCAAUGUAUUGUCUAAAUCCUGCUGCUGAGACUCCUCUGUCACAUUUGUGCUGACUGUUUGCACUUUGAACAGUGUGGAGAUGACUGUUAGCCUGCACGUACCACCGAUCUCUCAUGUGCUUACUGUUAUUUCCCUCAUUUUUUGUUUGUUUACUGUCCGGUUCUAGAUGCCGUAACGGUCUCCUCCAGUGUGUUUGUGCAGAAGUUAAAGUUGUAUCAUUCUGAACUGACCUGCUGUCCAUCUAUUAAAAAGAAUUCUUGGGUCAAA